AUGGCCAACGCGUGGGGUAUUGGGCGUGAUGAAGCCGUGUUUGAUCCGUCCUUGGGAAACCUGGACGACUAUGUCCCCGAGAGGUGGCUGAUCCAUGAUGAGAACAACGGCCAGCCCAAGCUAAGAAGUAGCUUACCCCUUGCCGCAUUUGGUCAAGGAAGGCGAAGCUGCCUGGGGAAGAAGGUCGCUAUUGAUGGAAUGUUCAUUCAAGUUGCGAGACUUCUAUGGGCCUUUGACAUCGAGCCUGUGGAAGAAGUUGAUCCAUGGAAGAUGGACGUUGUUGGGCUGAUGAUCAUGCCAAACGACUUUAGGUUUAAACUGAAGCCACGAAACCUUUGGGCGGAGGCUACGAUCAAAAGGGAGUGA
Molecule: messenger RNA, 366 nt
Organism: Fusarium keratoplasticum
Lineage: Eukaryota; Fungi; Ascomycota; Sordariomycetes; Hypocreales; Nectriaceae
Exons: 1
Coding region: 1-366 (121 amino acids)
Molecular function (GO): oxidoreductase activity, acting on paired donors, with incorporation or reduction of molecular oxygen; iron ion binding; monooxygenase activity
Source: RefSeq, a predicted model, not a curated record